Syngnathoides biaculeatus (alligator pipefish) is the source of this 1139-nucleotide messenger RNA. It is a transcript of the gene gmnn, whose product is annotated as geminin DNA replication inhibitor. The transcript has 7 exons. Gene Ontology annotation, cellular component: nucleus. The coding region runs from base 134 to 892 and encodes 252 amino acids. Gene Ontology annotation, biological process: negative regulation of DNA replication; negative regulation of cell cycle. NCBI's taxonomy places the organism in Eukaryota, Metazoa, Chordata, Actinopteri, Syngnathiformes, Syngnathidae. The record is from RefSeq and is a predicted model, not a curated record.
CGCACGACGUAAAACAAACCGUAACGUGACGUCGCGAGUCACGUGACCGCCAACGUCAUAUUUAAGUGAGCGGCGCGAAAAGACGAGUUGGUGAGCUGUUCUCCGUUUUUGUUCACAACUUGCGGCGUCAAACAUGAGUUUCUCUUCCAAAGUGAGACCCAGCCAAACCAAGUCCAAUGAAAACUCCAAAGUGAGCGUCAAAGGUUUUUCUCGCACGACAAAGUCUGGAAUGAGUUCUUCCAAGCCGGUGCUGCAGGUCCUCCAGCCCUUGGCGGUCAACAGAGAUUUGGCCGUUAAGGCGGAAAAGGCCGCCAUCCCCAAGCGGAAGCAGUGGCUCGCCGAGCAAAGCAGAGGCCCGAAAAAGGUGAAGGUGGAAGUCAAGUCGACGCAGACCGACGAGGUUUCCGCCGCCAACCAGGACCCGUCCGACCUCGCCUACCAGCUGAUGGUCCAAGAAACUCCUCCUCCCGCGUACUGGAAAGAUGUGGCGGAGGAGCGGCGCAAGGCUCUGUUCGACGUUCUGCAGGAGAACGAGAGGCUGCACAAAGACAUCGAGGCGAAAAACGAGCAGAUCUCCCGGCUGAAGAGCGACAACGACGAACUGCGCGAGCUGGCCGAGCACGUGGAGUACAUGGCCGACAUGAUCACGAGGCUGACCGGGAAGGGACCCGACAACCUGGAGGAGAUUAGGGGCCUCGCGCUGGACGAAUACGAGCAAGACGGUGGGAAUGAAGAUGAAGAUGAAAAUGAUGAGGAGGAAGAAGAAGAUUCAAAUGAAGACGCCGGGGAGGAGGAAGAAGAUUCAAACGAUGAAGACGACGAAGCUGAAGAUUGUCGUCAAAGUGAAACUGAGGAGCAAACGUCAGAUCACAACCAAGAGCAGCAGGAAUGAAGGACUCGUCGACUCCUGAAAUUCACAAAAUCGACGCGUUGAAACUUAUUUGGCAACAGGACGAAGAACUUCGCCUUCCUGAUGUUACGACGCAAAGCAAAUGACUUUUUUUUUUUUUUUUUUUUUUAACAGAAGUGAGGACUUGUUAAAUGUUUGGAAUUUUGCCGACUGAUACUUGAAUUUUUUUCAAGUUCUUUCCCCCCCACCCCCUGUGAAACUGUAUUUUUAAAAUAAACGUUUUACAUAA